UGAUCGAAGUCCCCUUUAUCAUUUUAGUUUGUUCUUGCCGAUCCGAAGCCAAGCAUAAGGUCAAGGAGCGAGCGCGGCAUGGGAGGGGAGAGGAGCGGCGGCGGAGAGGCCGGCCCGAGCUUCCGGCCGGCGACGGAAGGGUUGCGGGAAAGGCGGUUCCCUCCAGCGGCGCAGCCGGAGAUCAUGCGCGCUGCCGAGAAGGACGACAACUACGCCGCGUACGUCCAUGAUGCCUGCCGGGACGCCUUCCGACAUCUCUUCGGCACGAGGGUUGCUGUUGCAUAUCAAAGCGAGAUAAAGCUAUUAGGGCAGACACUUUACUACGUAUUGACAACUGGUUCUGGACAGCAGACUUUGGGAGAAGAAUACUGUGAUAUUUGCCAGGUUGCAAGUUCUUAUGGUUUGCCUCCUACACCAGCUAGAAGGAUGCUUUUUGUAAUCUACCAGACUGCAAUUCCUUAUCUUGCAGAAAGAAUCAGCUCAAGGAUGACUGCUCGUGGUAUUAUUUUGGCAGAAUUGAACUCGAAUGAGUUUUUUGGGAACAACAAUCCAACCCAAGCUUAUGGUUUUGAUGUGCCCAGGAGUUCUUCUUUAACAAGUACACAUGCAUCCAUUUUAUCAAAGUUGAGACAAAAUAUCCAUGGCCUAUGGUUAUGGGUGCUUCAGAAAUGGCCGCUGGUGCUUCCUCUUGCCCAUGAGAUUUUACAGUUGGCUCUUCGAACCAACCUAAUGUUCUUUUAUUUUGAAGGUUUGUAUUAUCAUGUGUCAAAACGAGCAUCAGGUAUCCGCUAUGUAUUUAUUGGGAAGCCAUCAAACCAAAGGCCUGGGUAUCAAAUUUUGGGUGUAUUCCUUCUAAUCCAGUUAUGCAUUCUUGGAGCUGAAGGACUACGGAGAAGUAAUUUGUCUUCAAUAACAAGUUCAGUUCAUCAUCCAUCACCAAGAACCCAUGGAUCAUUUUCAGGUAGAGAUUUACCUGUUCUGAAUGAAGAUGGCAAUCCGAUCCCUGAUAUUGAUGCUAGUAAAGGAAGUUCUAUCACUGAUUCCUUUUCUCAUUCAGAGCCUCAAUCAUCAGGUGGCAUAAGUAAAUGCACCCUUUGCCUCGGUUCACGCCAACAUCCUACAGCGACACCCUGUGGUCAUGUCUUCUGCUGGAAUUGCAUAAUGGAAUGGUGCAAUGAAAAGCUUGAAUGCCCUCUCUGUCGCACUUCGAUUACUCACUCAAGCUUAGUUUGCUUGUAUCAUUCUGACUUUUAAUAGCAUCAAUUUAACAUACUACGAACAGUGGGAAAGAUAGAAUUGAAUCUUGCAUGCAAUAGAAUAGAAGCUGGCACUGGGCAACAAACAGAACAAGGGAGGUCAGUCACCAUUUCAGAGUUAUCCAGAUGUUUUGUAUUUUGGCUUAGAUUAGAUAAAUACAGGAUGGUUCCGUUGAUGAUUCUAUGUAGCUAUCAAAUUGACAAGAUUAGUACGGUGCCAAUUACAAUUUUCUACAUGCACCUUCCAAAUUCUUGAUUCAGUUGUAAUAAUAGGAGAAUAGUGUUGUUGUAAUAUAACAUUUGACAAACAGAAAGUGCGCUCAUUCUAUAGGUAUAUCAAUGAUUUCAUCAUUGGCCCUUGUAUUAAAUUGGUGUAUUCCUUUUCCAUUUUAUGAUAAGAUUCAAUGAGCAUUGGUUUGUUUGGUUCA
Zingiber officinale is the source of this 1684-nucleotide messenger RNA. RefSeq names its product peroxisome biogenesis factor 10-like. Gene Ontology annotation, cellular component: peroxisomal membrane. Gene Ontology annotation, molecular function: zinc ion binding. The transcript is spliced from 11 exons. The record is from RefSeq and is a predicted model, not a curated record. Lineage: Eukaryota; Viridiplantae; Streptophyta; Magnoliopsida; Zingiberales; Zingiberaceae. Bases 79 to 1254 code for a protein of 391 amino acids. Gene Ontology annotation, biological process: protein import into peroxisome matrix.